AUGAGAAGGACCAGUAAAAAGCUGAGAUUAGCAAUUCUCCGUUUGGAAACCAUUACAAAAAUCUUUUGGGUCUCCGUUUUACCGGAAUUCCAUUUGAUUACUGAUUUAAUAUGGGCCAUUGGAAAACGAAAAUGCUACUGGUACACAACGGUGAUUGUCAUUACGGUUCAGGGGCUUGGUUCGAAUGAGGGUGGAUUAUUUGCUUCUGAUGAUGAUCAUCAUACCUCUGUUUCUAAGAGAACCAAGCUGAAUUUCCCGCAAUCCAAUCAUCAUCAGGAAUUAGACUCCUCUAAAGAAUCAAGUCCUCUUGGCUUGACAUUAAACAAGACACCAUCUUUCAUCAACUUGGUAGAAAUGAAACUAUCCCAAACAAGGAGCAAAAGCUAUUUAAAUGAGAAACAUCAAGCUUUAGUUCAAGAAACAAAGAGGGAUGAUUUUUUGCCUCAACCAAUGUCAGACAGUGAGAAAUUGAAGGCCUCAAACUUCCCUGCAUUACUACUAAAGAUUGGUUCUUGGGAGAGGUUAACUAGGCAAGAAGGGGAUUUGAUAGCAAAGUGUUACUAUGCCAAGAGGAAAAUUGUGUGGGAAGUGUUGGAGGGCUCUCUUAAGAGCAAGAUUGAAAUACAAUGGUCUGACAUUGAAGCAAUUAGAGCAAUUGUUCGCGACGAUGAGCCUGGAAUAUUGGAAAUUCAGUUGAAGCAAUCACCUCUGUUCUUUCGAGAGACUAACCCACAGCCCCGGAAGCAUACUAUUUGGCACGAGGCACCGGACUUUACUGAAGGCCAAGCUCGCAUUUGCAGGAUACAUUUAGUGAAAUUUCCUCCAGGAACUCUUGACAAGCACUAUGAGAAGCUUUUGCAAUGUGAUGAUCACUUGUGAGAGCUCAGCCAAAGGCCUUUCCCAAGCCUAAAUUCUCCUUACUUCUGUUCAAGCAACAUAGAUGGAGUUUCAGAGAUCCCUUUUGAUUUCACUUCAUGCAAUUCGUCAUUCCCUCUUCCAAUUAUCCCUCCAUCUUUGGCUCCUCCUCAUCAAACUCAAAAUUUCAAGUUAUCAACUAGGC
Messenger RNA from Rhododendron vialii, 1060 nucleotides. RefSeq lists its product as uncharacterized. NCBI's taxonomy places the organism in Eukaryota, Viridiplantae, Streptophyta, Magnoliopsida, Ericales, Ericaceae. The coding region runs from base 1 to 879 and encodes 292 amino acids. The transcript is spliced from 7 exons. The record is from RefSeq and is a predicted model, not a curated record.